This is a messenger RNA of Fusarium coffeatum, 900 nucleotides long. RefSeq lists its product as uncharacterized. The record is from RefSeq and is a predicted model, not a curated record. Lineage: Eukaryota; Fungi; Ascomycota; Sordariomycetes; Hypocreales; Nectriaceae. The coding region runs from base 1 to 900 and encodes 299 amino acids. The transcript has a single exon.
AUGGCGAGCCUUGCAAGAGGCUUCUGCCUUCCCGGCCUACGACCCCUCCUCGUUCCUCGCGCUGAGUCUCUACUCCUCCGAUCCCGCUUCUUCUCUACCUCCCUACGCCGGGCUGCCGAACCUGCAGUGAAAGCUACUCGAUCACCAAAGUCAUCAAGGGCGCCUUCAUCCCAAAUUGCACCUAGUCGAUACGCCUUUAUCAAGAGUCUAGCCUCCAAGACAACUCCGACAGUACUCUACGAAGGCCCUUCGCACUUCUGGUUCUACUUUGGUUGCUGGUCCAGUGGACUUUCCUUGAUCAUUUGGACAGGCCUUACUGCGCCUAUGGCUGUGCAGCAGCCUGAAGGGGUCCCUCAAUGGAUUGGUCUGGUGUUUGGUACAACUUAUCUCCUCCUCGCGUCCAUGGGAACGUUCAUGAUCACGAAGACACCCAAUAUUGUUGGACAGAUGCGCAUUCUUCCUGCACAAGUAUCCAAGGUCGCUACUACGGGGUCUACUGCUACCCCUACACCUGUACGGAUGGAACUCACUAUUAAACGAAUGGUUCCAAUGCUUAAGCCCAAGGUCAUCGUCGCUCCUCUAGACGAAGUUACCCUGAAGUCUCGUUUUUCAUUGCCAGACGAGUAUGUGCCUGGGCUGAAACGCAUUGAGCUGCAGCAAAAGACAGAGGAGCAGCGCAAGGCAUUGCACAAGUUUGACAUGCAGCACCUGUUCACGAUGCCAUUCCGAAGAAUGGGUCGAGCCUUGUCUGCCAUGUUCAACGGUGUCAAGGCUGCUUGGACUGAUAUGGGCUUCGGUAUCAUCACCGUCAGUGGGAAAAACUACAAGGUGGAUGUUACUCAAGGUUAUGCCCACGACGGAUUCAGGACAUUAGAGAAGCUUGUGGAAACCAAGCCUUAA